AUGUCACCGCCACCUCACCACUCCCGCACGGAUCUGUCUGACUUGAAGUCCCAGAUAACGAGGAGACUUGGACCCGAGAGAGCCCGGCGCUACUUCGGCUUUUUGAACAGGUUGCUGCGCCAGAAGCUGAGCAAGUGUGAAUUCGACAAACUAUGUUUUGCGACUAUUGGGUCGGAGAAUAUUCCUCUACACAACCAAUUGAUCCGCUCAAUCCUCAGAAAUGCCCAUCAGGCCAGGACUCCACCUCCAACAGUCCAUGACAAGAAUAUACUGAAGCUCGACGGAGCUGCUGUGAAGAAAUCCAUUUCAGUAAACGAUGGGUCCCAUCCAUCUCCAGUCAGUACACCAAUCCCCCCUGUUUGGUCCAAUGGGGACAUAUUGGCACCUUCUCCUCGGAAGAGCAGAUCAACAAAUCGUAGAACCAAAGAUAGGCCAAGCCCACUGGGACCAAAUGGAAAGAUGGAUGCUAUUGCUCGUCUCCCAAUGCCAUCUGACGAAGCAAAUAUCAGGGAGAAUGGGCAUUUGAAAAAACCAGUGAAUCGUCUGAUAGUAGGACUCACAGAAUUGCCCAUGAAGAUUCAGCGAGUUGAGAAGCCAUCACCACGUGACAAAUCUUCUGUACAGAAUAAAGAUUCCGUUGAUGUUGCAGUUGUGGAAGACGGACAAGAGGUGGAGAAAACAGAGGUUAUACAAUAUGACAGAGGUUCAAUUAGGGCUCCACUUGGAAUCCCGUUCUGCCCAGCCAGCAUUGGUGGUGCACGCCACCUGGCUCCCUCCCCCCCUUGUGCUAGUACUAGCUUUGCUAGUAAUCGUUGUAGUGGUGAGUUGUGCCAUACAGAGGCUUUGAAGAAGCGCAUGGAGCAGAUAGCAGAAGCACAGGGCUUGGGAGGUGUAUCAAUGGAUUGUGCUAAUCUGCUGAAUAAUGGUCUGGAUGCAUAUUUGAAACGGUUAAUCAGGUCUUGUGUUGAUCUAGUUGGGACAAGAUCAGGAAAUGAAGCAAUGAAGCAGCCAGCCUUCAAACAGCAAGCUCAUGUAAGGAACCCCAGUGGCAUCUGGCAGGGAAAUCAGGCACAUGUACAAAAUGGUGUUGGAUCCUUGGAAGGAAUGCAGGAGUCAAGAAGUAAUCAUUCAGUGUCUGUGCUGGAUUUUAGGGUAGCUAUGGAGUUGAACCCACAGCAACUUGGUGAAGAUUGGCCAUUGCUGUUGGAGAAAGUAUGCCAUCGUUCAUUUGAAGAAUAA
This is a messenger RNA of Spirodela intermedia, 1239 nucleotides long. Lineage: Eukaryota; Viridiplantae; Streptophyta; Magnoliopsida; Alismatales; Araceae. The record is from the annotation of a GenBank genome assembly.